AUGCCUCGCGCACAGAAAGCGUCCUCAGCACCGCGCCACGACCCGCUACACGUACAGCUCCGCAAGGACGAGCUGUCAGACAAAUAUGGACGCGUGACCGCUCCCGGAAAGCGCAGAAAGACGCGCAAGUCCGACGCAGAUGAUGAUCUCGAAUCUGAUGCAAUCCUCGAUCCUAAAACGUCGAAACGUAUCUUCGAACUCGCAAAGGAUCAGCAAGACGAACUCGAGGAGGCAGACGAAGAAGAAGUCCUCUCCGACUCUUCCUUCUCCCGUGCGCGGGACCUGGAAGAGAUCGACGACGACGAAGCCGCGGAGGAAUACACAGGUUUCUUGGAUGUGGAUCAAGAAGAGCAUGACCUCGACAUUGACGAGGGCGAUAUCAAAGCUCUGGAUACGUUCUUGCCGCCUAAUGCCGGGGAGCGCAAAACGCUUGCGGACAUGAUCUUCGCCAAACUCGACUUUGACUCCGGUGCGAAUCAGACAACCGUCAUCCGAGCGCCGGCAAGUAGAGGAGAUGGUGUACUUGAUCCUGCGGAGGGACUGGACCCGAAGGUUGUUGAGGUCUACACAAAAGUAGGUCAACUUCUGCGCAACUACCGCUCCGGUCCUUUACCCAAACCAUUCAAAAUCGUGCCUUCACUGCCCGGCUGGGCACGGAUCCUGGCAUUGACGCAUCCCGAGACAUGGUCCCCGGCCGCCUGUCACGCCGCGACGCGUAUAUUCGUGUCGAAUAUGAAGCCCGCCCAAGCGCAGGUCUUCCUGCAGGGUGUACUGCUCGACGCUAUACGCGAUGACAUCGUCAACCCAAAUACGACGAAGAAUAACCGCAAGCUGAACGUACACUACUACGAGGCGCUAAAGAGGGCUUUGUAUAAGCCCGCCGCGUUCUUCAAAGGCAUUGUAUUCCCGCUCCUCGAGACUGGUUGUACGUUGAAGGAGGCUGCGAUCGUCGCGUCUGUUCUCGCAAAAGUCAGCGUACCGGUGAUCCAUGCCUCUGGUGCCCUUGUCCGACUCUCUCGCAUGGAUUACAACGGGUCAACUUCAUUGUUCAUCCGUGUAUUGCUUGACAAGAAGUAUACAUUGCCAUACCAAGUACUUGACGCUUUGGUAUUCCACUUCAUCCGCAUAUCGAACACACACAAGGGCCGCUCGGAGGCGCUCCCGGUGCUGUGGCACCAAUCACUCCUCGUUCUCUGUCAACGGUACGCCGAACACCUCACGCAAGACCAGAAGAACGCUCUGCUCGAUGUCGUGCGCGUUCACCCGCACGCACAGAUUGGGUCCGAGGUCCGACGCGAGCUCGCCACACCGCAUGUGCGCGGCGACGCCAAGGAGGACGGGAUGGACCUGUCGUGA
This is a messenger RNA of Peniophora sp. CBMAI 1063, 1356 nucleotides long. The record is from the annotation of a GenBank genome assembly. Lineage: Eukaryota; Fungi; Basidiomycota; Agaricomycetes; Russulales; Peniophoraceae.